GCGAAGCUGUCCCCGUCGCUGAAGCUCGUUUUCCACCCAACACACAUCCGUGGCCAUGUUCUGAUUCGGUGUGCACCGCUGUGUGCACGCGCCGUGUGAAGACAGGGAACGAGAGCGACUUGCUUAAGAUUUCGGUCGGUGGGGAGUCGUUGAACACUUGCCAGAGGAUAUAUAGUCUACACAUCAGCCGCUCUGCCUCGCUGGCUCGAAGCAAGAGCGAUUGCUGGCGAGGCCGGUAGGUGCUGUGGGGAAAGGAGGAGGGAGGAGGCAGGCGCUACGGGUACUAAGUUAUCUGAUUGAGCAAGACUCCAGACUUUACAUCUCUCUGGCACGGCGUCUACCUUAAGAGCAUAGGGCUGAAGCUCGCGGAACACGAGACUCAUGUUUCGAAGAGCCAUGUGCAUACGACAACCCACCUGGCAUGGGCGCGUCUCCAUCUUGCGGUGGCCAGCUACAUCUCCCGCCAAGCCGUCUAGCGCAGCAAGAAGAGCAGCGACCGUACCAGCAGAUGUGGCUGACGCCAGCGGCAGCAGUGACUGUUCUGGUGGACAACCACCGCCUGCCGCCGACCCCGCCGAGACGAUCCGGUUGAGCAAGGCGAGUUGUGCCGCUCCUGCUGCUGCCGCUCCUGCUGCUGCUGCUGCUGCUGCUGCUGCUACUGGUGGUGGUGGUGGUGUUGCAGCCACCGAAUCAACUCAGAGUAGUGCUGGUAGUGAUAGUUCUGCAUCGACAACACUCGUUUUUGGGGUGUCAGAGGCUGACGCGGGCGACGUGAGGUGCAAGCGGCGCUACUGGGCCGAAGAUAAUGCGGGGGAAGCGAGCUGCGUGGGGUUUGUCGCGGAACCCCGUCCGCCACUUCGCAUCGAGGCGAAGGCUGUCCGCAAAGCGGAGGCGAUGCUGGGCCUCGUGCUUCCUAGCGGGUUUCCGGGCUCCGUGCACCCUCCGUACAUGGCGUACGCAGGCUGGCAGUUUACGGGCAUGGCGGCUUCCGCUGCUGCGGGGGUGAUGUCAACGCAAGCCCUGCUCUACGCGAUGGGGGUUGGUGUCGGCGCCCUUCCGCUAGCCGCAACGCUGAACUGGGUGAUAAAGGAUGGCCUCGGACAGCUGGGCGGGGUGGCGUUCUCGAGUCUAGUCAGUACACGUUUCGACGCGAAUCCAAAGCUGUGGAGAAUCGUUGCUGCGGUUUCCCUCGACGCUUCCAUGGUGUUGGAACUCUUGUCCCCGCUCGCUCCGGCGUACUUCUUGCCAAUCGCAUCCGUCGCCAACAUCGGGAAGAACGUGUCGUUCUUAGCCGCGUCGGCGAGCCGCGCGGCCAUCCACAACGUUCUCUCCUUGAAGGGAAACCUGGCGGACGUUACUGCCAAGUCGGGCGCGCAGACCAUCCUCGCGUGCAUGGCGGGCACCGGGGCGGGCGUCGCGCUGUCGGCGUCUCUGGGCUCGGAGUUCCACGCCAUCGUCCCGGCGUGCCUGUGCCUGUCCGUCGUGCACCUAGGGGCCAACCACAUGUCCAUGCGGCGGCUCGGCAUACCGACCUUCGAUCAUCAGCGGCUAGAGCUGGUAGUCAACGCCAUGGCCGACGGCGACAGGAGCCGCGGCAUACCCAGUCCUCAAGACAUAGCGGCCCAAGAAGAUGUCGUGGCGUACGCCGUUCGCGAAAAGAUCGGCUUGAACCUCUCCCCUACGGUGGUGGUGGGAUCUCGAUUGGAGGAGGCCGUGAAGGGUUGGGGAGAGCUGGAGGAGCUCUGCCGGGUUUGCGAGGGUCUUCCUUUCCUGCUCUCGGUCAGGGGCGACCUUGCUCACGGGGCGGGAGAGGUCCACGUCUUGCUCUUGGAAGGCUACGGGACUCGGGAAGUGCUUGCUGGGAGCUACGUGGCGCUGGUCGCGAAACGUCUCCUACUUGAGCGGGGGCUGCGAAGGCCGCGCGGCCGUCGACGACCGGGGACGCUGGCACGAGGGGGCAAAGAAAAUUCAACACCCACAGGAGACAUCCUCCCUGAGGUGAUCGAGGAAGCGCUGCGGCAAGGGGCUGCCUUACUGGCUACCCCCGAUGCGCCGCCGUCCCCGAUCGUAUCUCCCUCUCCGACUGACACGCAAGGGGGACAAGAAAAGGUAGGGGAGGUCCCGAAGUUGCAAGAACAAGGCGAUGCCGCGAGGCACGGGCGCAUGAUCGCACACGAACUGAGCGCCAGGGCAGAGCGGUCAGGAUGGAACACGUCGGCGUUGUUCCUGGAAAAGGCGGGGGCGGUGAGGCUGCGACUUGUCCUCCGGCCCGAAAAUUGAGGCGACUCUUCUCCGGGUGGCCGGGUCGCGGCGGCGGCGGCGGCGGCGGCGGCCGGGGGGUGAUGCUGAUUCUUUAGAGCUUAGCUCUCGCUAAUGCUUGUACUGAUUUUUGAGGUUUUAGCCGUACCCUCGGAUACGUCGCUGGCCACGACGACUCUCUCUGAAGUAGAGCAGUUUUGCUUGUGUUUUUGUUGCGUUCGAGAUAUGUAGAUGGUUGUGGUGACCGCGGUUCGAAGUUUGUGCGUGAGGUAGCUUUGGGGGUUUGGUGUUGUUGUUUGAUCAUUGAGCCAACGUACAGUAAAAUCAGUGCGUCGUGUACGAUGCCGUGGACUUGCCGCCACGCCUUAAAAUAGCGAGCUGAGGGUGCACAUCCAUUGUAGAAGUGAUUGCAUUGAAGUACCGUGGUAUAAUAACUCUUGCUAUUAUGGUUAUUGACGGUGCAACAGCGACCUGG
Molecule: messenger RNA, 2734 nt
Organism: Ectocarpus sp. CCAP 1310/34
Lineage: Eukaryota; Phaeophyceae; Ectocarpales; Ectocarpaceae
Source: the annotation of a GenBank genome assembly